CAUCCAUCUCUAUCUAUGACAGGGGGGAGGAGCCGCCUGCUUUCCCCAUACUCUCCGCUGACAGCCCGAUCUGUGACUCUCAUCAUCACACUCCUCUCCUCCUCUAUACACCGGACACACCGGAGGAUCCACACCGGAGGACUGUACACUGACAGCACUGCACCGCCACUGCACAGACAGGAUUCCAUCAUGGCCAAAGAUAAGAAAGUUGAAGCCAAUGACAUUGAGGGGAAGGAUCAAGUUAAUGGGGAUGUCACUGUGAACAUUGCUGACCCCAACGCCAAAAGGAAAAAGAAAGGACUUUUUUCAAAAUCCAAAGACAAAGACAAAGGAAAAGAAAAAGCUGAAAAGCCGAAAAUGGUCAGCCCUUUUACCAUGUUCCGAUACUCUGGAGCCACAGACAAAUUAUUGAUGCUGCUUGGAACUUUAGCAGCCCUCAUACAUGGAGCCGCCUUACCACUCAUGAUGCUGGUGUUUGGGGAGAUGACAGACAGCUUUGUCUCUUUUGGACAAAAUAUGACAUUGGAUGAGAUCAUACAGGCUUCAGCCACACUGCAGGAUAAUAUGACAACGUAUGCCUACUACUACAGCGGAUUAGGUUUUGGUGUUCUCUUAGCCGCCUACAUUCAGAUCGCUUUCUGGACUCUGGCCGCUGGACAUCAGAUAAGGAAGAUCAGGAAGAACUUUUUCCAUGCAGUGCUGCGACAGGAGGUUGGUUGGUUUGAUGUGAACGAUGCGGGAGAGCUGAACACAAGAUUGAGCGAUGAUGUCCAAAAAAUUAAUGAAGGAAUUGGUGAAAAAAUCGCUAUGCUUAUCCAGGCCUUAACCACCUUUGUGACGGGUUUUGUUAUCGGGUUUGUGAAAGGUUGGAAGCUGACUCUGGUUAUUCUGGCCAUUAGUCCUGUCAUGGGUGUCUCAGCGGCGGUGUGGGCAAAGAUUUUGUCUGCAUUCACUAACAAAGAGCUGACGGCGUAUGCCAAAGCUGGAUCUGUGGCGGAGGAGGUUCUGGCUGCCAUUCGGACUGUCAUAGCCUUUGGUGGACAGGAAAAAGAAACGGAAAGGUAUAGAAAGAAUUUAGAAGAAGCCAAAAAGAUAGGUAUCAGGAAAGCAGUUACGGCCAAUGUGUCUAUAGGAUUCGCUUUCCUAAUGAUAUACGCGGCUUACUCUUUGGCAUUCUGGUAUGGAACCACGCUAGUCAUACAAGAACAAUAUACCAUUGGGAGCGUGCUAACAGUAUUCUUUGCAGUCAUCAUUGGAGCUUUUAGUGUCGGCCAAGCUUCACCUAAUAUUGAAGCCUUUUCCAAUGCUAGAGGAGCGGCAUAUGCAGUUUUCAAUAUUAUAGAUAAUAAACCAAAAAUAGACAGCUUCUCUCAAGCAGGAUUUAAACCAGAUAAGAUUAUUGGAGACGUUCAAUUCACAAAUGUAAUGUUUACCUAUCCAUCAAGGCCGGAUAUACAGAUUCUUAAAGGGUUGAACCUCACAGUCCCCAGUGGUAAAACAGUGGCACUUGUUGGCAGUAGUGGUUGUGGAAAGAGCACGACAGUCCAGCUCAUCCAGAGGUUUUACGAUCCGGCGGAAGGCGUGAUCACAAUAGAUGGGCAAGACAUUCGGAACUUAAACUUGAGGUACUUAAGGGAGAUUAUUGGUGUGGUCUGCCAGGAGCCGAUCCUGUUCGAUACCACCAUUGCCGAGAAUAUCCGGUAUGGGCGUGAGGAUGAGGAUGUCACAAUGGAGGAAAUCAUAAGAGCCACCCAAGAAGCCAACGCAUACCAGUUCAUCAUGAAGCUGCCAGAUUAAUUGGACACACUUGUGGGGAGAGAGGGACUUCAGCUGAGCGGAGGUCAGAAGCAGAGGAUCGCCAUCGCUCGGGCGCUGGUCCGCAAACCCCAAAAUUCUCCUUCUGAUGAAGCCACUUCCGCUUUGGACACAGAGAGUGAAGCCAAGGUGCAGGCAGCCCUGGAUAAGGCUAGAGAAGGCCGGACAACCAUUGUCAUAGCCCACCGCUUGUCCACAGUACGAAACGCUGACCUUAUUGCUGGAUUCAAUGAUGGCGUCAUUUGUGAACGAGGAACUCAUAGUGAACUGAUGAAGAUAACUAAUGGAGUUUAUUACAACCUGGUCACCAUGCAAACAUUAGAAGCGGAGAAAGGAGACGAGAAUACUUACGAGGAGAUUGACGAUGACCGCAAACCGAGCGAUACAAAGAUAACACGGAGGAAGUCCAGUCGGCAAAGCAGCUUCAAGAAACAAUCUGUGAAGGACGAGAAGAUGGCAAUUGAAGAUGAUACAGAGGAGAUUGAAAAGCUUCCACCGGUAUCGUUCUUGAAGAUUAUGAGGCUGAAUAAACCUGAAUGGCCUUACUUUGUGGUGGGAAUAAUCUGUGCGGCUAUCAAUGGUGCUACCCAGCCAGCUUUUGCCAUUAUAUUCUCCAAAAUUGUCACGGUAUUUACAUAUGAAGACCCCAAUGAAGUGAGAUCCAGAAGUAACCUGUAUUGCGUGCUGUUCCUGGUUCUUGGAGGAGUUUCCUUUAUCACAUUUUUCCUUCAGGGAUUUACAUUUGGAAAAUCGGGAGAGAUUCUGACAAUGAGACUCAGGCUGAUGACCUUCAAAGCAAUGCUAAGACAGGAAAUUGGAUGGUUUGAUGACAAAAAGAACAGCACCGGAGCCCUGACCACAAGGCUGGCUACAGACGCUUCUCAAGUUCAUGGGGCUACCGGAAGCAGGCUGGCGUUGCUGGCUCAGAACAUCGCAAACCUGGGCACUGCCACUAUAAUAUCUUUUAUUUACGGGUGGCAGUUGACUCUUCUUAUUUUGGCGAUUGUGCCGGUCAUUGCUGUCUCGGCUCUCAUUGAAAUGAAGACAUUUGCUGGCCAUGCGAAGAAGGACAAAGAGGAGCUGGAAGUUGCUGGAAAAAUUGCCACUGAUGCUGUAGAAAAUAUCCGUACUGUUGUUUCUCUAACACGGGAGAGGACCUUUGAGGCUUUGUACGAUGAGAAACUGGUGGGACCCUACAAAAAUGCCAUUAAAAAGGCUCACAUCCAUGGAGUGACAUUUGGGCUCUCUCAGGCCAUCAUGUACUUUGCUUACGCCGGGUGCUUCCGAUUUGGUGCAUGGCUUGUGGCGAAUAAUCACAUGAAUAUUGAAGAUGUAUUCUUGGUGUUCUCCGCCAUUGUGUUUGGAGCCAUGGCUUUGGGUCAGACCAGUUCCUUCGCUCCAGACUACGCCAAAGCCAAGAUAUCAGCCGCUCACAUAUUCAGCAUGGUGGAGAGAGAGCCUCUCAUAGACAGCUAUAGUACUGCUGGACACGCUCCUUCAGACUGUGAUGGAAAUAUUACAUUCCGGGGAGUCCAGUUCAAUUAUCCAACUCGACCAGAUGUGCCCGUACUCCAAGGACUGGACGUCAAUGUGACCAAGGGGCAAACCUUGGCACUAGUGGGCAGCAGUGGCUGCGGGAAGAGUACCACUGUCCAACUCUUGGAGAGAUUCUAUGAUCCAUUCAAUGGAGAUGUGUGCAUAGAUGGUUCUGAUGUGAAGGCUUUGAAUAUCCAGUGGCUGCGGGCACAGAUGGGUAUCGUAUCCCAGGAGCCAAUGCUGUUUGACUGCAGCAUAGCAGAGAACAUUGCUUAUGGCGACAACAGCCGAACGGUGUCACCAGAAGAGAUUGAACAGGCGGCCAAGGAGGCCAAUAUCCAGACCUUCAUCGAGUCUCUCCCUGAUAAAUACAACACUCGUGUUGGAGACAAGGGCACACAGCUGUCUGGAGGUCAGAAGCAGAGGAUCGCCAUAGCACGUGCCCUUAUCCGAAGGCCUAAAAUCCUGCUGCUGGAUGAGGCCACAUCUGCUCUGGACACUGAGAGCGAAAAGAUUGUACAGGAAGCUCUGGAUAAAGCUCGAGAGGGUCGCACCUGUAUAGUGAUCGCCCAUCGACUCUCCACCAUUCAGAACGCAGACAAAAUCGCUGUUAUCCAAAACGGGAAGGUCGUAGAACUGGGAACACAUCAACAACUGCUGCAGAUAAAGGGGUUCUACCACUCUUUGGUCAGUAUACAGCUGGGAUCCACAUGAGUGGAGAUAGCGUUACCCUGCCUGACAUGUCAGGAAUAGCUCGAAGUUUACUGACUUGGAUUGUAUUACGAAGCCAAAGAUCUCAUGGGGACCAGCUCUAUGGACAAUGUUCCUGCCAACCUACUGUACCAAUUCAAAUACAGAGCUCUCUCUUUGCUGCUCCAAUGCUGAACCCACCUGUUGUUGUGAACAUCAUUUUGAAGUUUGACAUUUAUUAAAAGUGAAUUCCAGUUUCCAGAAAACUUUUAUAUCUAUGCAUACGUUAUAGCUUUAUUUGUAUCUGCAUUGAAAUGUAAAAAUCAAUUCUUAGCAACUGUGUAAAUUUGCACUGGAUAAUACACGGGAGUUUCCACUGUAAGAAUACAUUGAAUUUGCUGCA
Messenger RNA from Rana temporaria (common frog), 4444 nucleotides. Its product is annotated as ATP-dependent translocase ABCB1-like. Gene Ontology annotation, cellular component: membrane. Gene Ontology annotation, biological process: transmembrane transport. The record is from RefSeq and is a predicted model, not a curated record. Lineage: Eukaryota; Metazoa; Chordata; Amphibia; Anura; Ranidae. Gene Ontology annotation, molecular function: ABC-type transporter activity; ATP binding; ATP hydrolysis activity.